UGAAGAAUCGUACACAGCAGGGAUGGAGAAAAGCGGUUGCAUAGACCAAAUGUAUGUAUGAAUGAUGUCCAGUCACGUGAUUAGUUCUUGAUGGUCAUAUCACGUUCCUCGAAUAUGAAUUUUUCAUAAAAUGUUUUUAUGAGGCUCAGUGUUUUAACAGUAGGAUGCUGCUAGUUAGUGAAUUAUUAACUCCUGUUGGCAUGAAUCAGGGGUACUUGUUAGUACACCACUUGUGAAGAACGGAAGUACAACAUUACAAACAUGCCAAAGGACGCGCCAUGAUGUUUGCCAUCAAGAACUCGUUAAACUUCCUGCUUCAAAAAAGUCUGCAGCAUCCCACAAAGUCAGUUUGCUACCAACAGUCUUUCUUCUGGAGAGAAUGAUGCUGUAUAACAGUGGAAGUCCUCUGUCCUUGGCGGUUCUACUGAUGGUCACCUGCUUCUUAAAAGGGUAUACGGCAUUACAAUGUCACUGUAAAAGUGGAUGCUCAGCCAAUCAGAAGGAUUGUCCUGGUGGGUGCCACUUCGGAUGGGGGAACACCAAUUGUACCCAAAAUAUAUGUAAUUGUGAGAAAUGCACCUUAAAGGACACCUGCAAGACCUCGAAUGAAUGUUCAAAAUGCAAAGAUGGCUGGGACGGUACUUGCUGCACAAGGCGUAUACGAAAUAUUCCGCUUCGCAAGGGAACACCCUCACGUUGUCUGCCGAUUAAUGAGUCGUGGAAAAGCAUACCAUUCAAAAACGGAACAGAAAAUUUUCAACAUAUUGAAUUGUUCUUUCCAGAAGGUGAACAAUUUUACCUAUCUGGAUGCAACGUGACGUUUGGCGAGAAUAAGUGCAACGUUUCUGUACCCAGCGGUCCUGUCACUGGGUCGAUCGUCCUCAGUUGUCAUCACGAUGUGAAAGCAGCUAAGAUAAAAAUUGCCUGUGCAACGGAGAACUCAAUUAAGCUUUGUAAUGUCAAAGUUUACUGGUGCAAAGAUUUUUGGUGGGGUCCAGAGAAUGGCUGCCAGCCAUGCAGAUGCGCGAAUGGACAGAAGUGUGACAAGUGGACAGGUGAUUGCAAUGAUGGCGGCAGGUGUGCACAUGGAUGGUAUGGACAAAACUGCAGCAUAAAGUGUCCAUCCUGCUUUGAAAACGAAACCUGUAAUGAAAGCAGCGUGUGUCCCACAACAGCUUCAGGUGGGGAAAAGACAACAACAACAGCGAUGGUGAGAACGAGCACUGGAGUCGUCCAGGUCACAUCGUCCGACGUCAGACACAGCACACCAAAGGUGACGGUCACACAAGAGCCUCCUACUACAAGCCAGACACGGACAACUCCUGGUCCUUCUGUAAGCCGUGGCCCUCCAACAACUCCUGGUCCUGAAACACUUGGACCUUUCCUGAUGUCUUCUACAGAACGCUGGAACACUCCUGGUACAACAGAUAGACAUCCUAAGUUAUUAGAUACAUCUACAGUCGCAGGUGUGAACCAUCAGAGUGUGUUCCCGACCAACAUUCAGUCUUUCCCAAUGCGCACUAUCGUCAUUUCCGUGAUUGUGAUUGUUUCCGUGGCUGUAAUUGUCGCCGGAGCUGCUGUCUUCUUGAACAGGAGGAGGUUGAAAAAGACCUGCGGAGCCAUGAUGAGUAGGAGAAGCAGUGACAGCUCCAUGUCCCUCUCCCUACCAGACUCUGGAGUGAACAGGGGAGACAGCCUACACAUUGGUCUCUCUGGUACAGGGAUUGCUGAUCAGACCAGCAGUCUAACACCUGGUGGUGGACAAGAAGAUGCUGUGUAUGCUAACACUAUCCAGCUAUUUGCUCCAACAACCACACCGAUUUCUUGCCAGAACUUCCGAAAUCACACGAGCCACCUGCUGAAAAAUAACGGCUUCACCCGUGAAUACGAGGCGCUACCAGGUGAUUUCUGUGACUCAGUUAAUGAUGCUAUACUGCCGCAGAACAUCAGCAGAAACAGGUUCAAGGGACUGUAUCCAUAUGACAACAAUCGAGUUGUUCUGAGACCCAUAGAGAGAGAUGACACAGACUAUAUCAAUGCCAGCUACAUUGAUGGGUACAAAGAAAGUAUGGCAUACAUAGCAACUCAAGGACCCCUGCCUGGAACAAUACCAGAUUUCUGGCAUAUGGUUUGGAGUGAGGAUUGUGGAAAGAUUGUCAUGCUAACCAAUCUGGUGGAGCCACCUAAGGUAAAAUGUGCCAAGUACUGGCCAGAUGAAGCACAGAGCGAGGCAUAUGGUCACUAUAGCAUCACAUGUCUCAAAGUCAACACUUAUUCUCACUAUGUCCAUCGAGUACUGUCCCUAUCUAGGAGUGGAGAUCAGGAGAACCAAGAGGCACGAAAAAUCCACCAUUUUCAGUUCACAGCCUGGCCAGAUCAUGAUGUUCCCAAUCCCACUGCCCUUGUAAUUUUCCACACCCUUGUCCGGCAUUCACCCACUCUCCAUGAGGGACCACUUCUUGUUCACUGCAGCGCUGGUGUGGGUAGGUCUGGUACCUAUAUUGCACUUGACAUCUUGACACGAGAGGCAGAAGCCACUAGUUGUGUCUCUGUGUUUCCUACUGUCAGACAUAUACGGAGACAACGCAUGAAAAUGGUUCAAAACCUUGCCCAGUAUUGGUUCUUGCAUGAGGCACUGGCAGAGGCUUUGGAAAGCAUGGACUCUGUUAUCAUGGCACAUGAUGUUCUGCAUGGUAGCGUGUGGAAAUCCGACGACAAAACAUCACAACUGCCUGAUGGUGUGAGAAAGAAAUUACUGGCACAGUUCCAGGCCCUUGACAGCCAGCGCCCUCAACCAAGCAUGGAGCAAACAAAAACUGCUCGGCAGCAGGAAAAUGUCUGGAAGAAUCGCUUCCCUGACAUCUUGCCAGUGGAAGAGUACCGUGUUUGUUUGUGGACCCCUGAUGAGUCAGCUAGUGAUUACAUCAAUGCUGUGUUUCUGCCAUCCCAUUAUGACCACAUGGGAUUCAUUGCUACCCAGCUGCCCCUUGCGGAUACUGUAUUGGAUUUCUGGAGAAUGACUUUUGAUUGGAAAGUAGCGACCAUUGUUCAGUUGAUUGAUGGACCACCUGAUCAGCACAGUGAUGGACUUUUUCCAGUCCCAGGUAGUCAUAUUUCCCUUGGGCCUUUCACUGUCUGUAGCAAGGAUGCAUCACCAUGGUUACAUGGAAUCCAUAGACAGACUCUGAUGGUGCAGAACAAGGAAGUGGGAGACAUUUGGCAAUCUGUUCAAGUGUACCUGGUGAGCAGUCCUGAUAUUUUAAACAUGAAAAAUACUGCCCCAUGGCUGUCCUUGACAAAGGUCCUGGCGCAAGUCCCAAGUCAAGGAACGCCACCUCCAGUACUUAUACAGUGCUUUGAUGGAGCAAGUAAAAGCUGUUUCCUUAUUGCUUUGGCAAUAACUUUGAGAUCAAUAGAUGAGAAUGGCCAAGCCUCACCUUAUUUAAUAGCUCAUCUGCUGCAGAAUGCAAGACCACAAGCUUUCAUGCACUUUGAAGAGUACGAGUUUCUGAUUUGCUGCAUGGUGGACCACCUAAGGAAGACAAAUAAGAGCCUUCCAGAUGACCAGGAAGUCAUCGAUCAGAGCAUUAGAUGGCAGAACGAAAAUACAUACGGCAACAUAUGAAAUCAGUAUUUCCAGUCUUCUUUGAAGUUGACAUUUCUAAAAUCAGAGCUGUCCAUGAAUAGAAUUUUUUGUGCACUCAGCUCCAUGUAUUGUUGUCUCAGGUACAAAAUGUUAUGUUGAAAUCUUCUGCUUCUGUACGCCAUCCCUUUUGUAAAUGAAUCCGUUCAAAGUUCACUUCAUAUUCUGCAUCAAGCUCCAUUAAAUCUGGUUCUCUAGUUUUGAUGUCGGGAAAAAUGCAGAUAGUUAUCAAUACAUAAAAUUAAAGUCUUAGUCCAUGCAGUUCCUCAAACGGCAUGACAGCAGCUGAAUUUUUUGUGGCAAAUUCUAAUGUGCUUCUCUGUUGAAGAUAUCUAAAACAGAGCUGUAUUCUUGUAAGAAAUUUUUGGCUUAGUUAAUAUCUUUACAUUUUUAAAUUCCGGAAUGCUUCCCAUUCCUGUAACUUCGAAAUAUUUUAUGACUAUUAAUGUUUACUAAUACUUAUGCAUCCAUGACUAAGGACCAGCUGUAACGGUAGAGCUGCUUUGUACUGAGAGAAAGAUCAUAAACUGCUUCACAUUUUUGUAGGCAAAGAAUGCUAACAGGCUGGACAGUGUGAACAAAAGAUCUUUGCCAACACUCUGUGUGUGUGUGUGCAGCCAGAUAAGAAAGAAGACAGAAUUGAGAAAUUAAUGACAACCAUUUGUGGCAUUAAAGAUUUUGUAUGAAAAGGGUGAAACACACUAAAAAUAAUUCAUUAUCAAUUCCCUUCAAAAAAAAAAAAAAAAAAAAAGACUUGAUUUCAUGAUGAUGCGCCAGAAUGUCUAAAACGAUUGCUCUUUAUUUAACACCCAGCAAUCUUUGCUCAGCUUUGAGGGCUCGACUGUGUCUAAACAGUUUUAAUUUUGGAAGUCACUUCAAGAGGACGUUCAGGUGUUUCACCAGUUAAAAUCCCAUUCUGUGGGAAGAAUGUUUCCUGUACUAAAUAACUGUGAUACUUUCGCUUUAAGAAGAAAAAUUAUUUAAAACCCCUCUCCUUGAACUAAAAAUGUUUUAGCUUCUUUCCGAAAACAAUCAUUUAAAUUGACAAUUAUUUACUCUGAGACCCAUUCCCCACGUCUAGGUAGACUAAGCUGUUACAGAAUUCCUCAUUAUUUCAUUAUGUUGAACUAUUCAUCCCUAUUACUAUGAGUUCUUUCCUACAAUGUAUCAACAAAAUGAUGCAGUUCAAAUGUUUCAUAUACGUAAAGUAUUCACUAAUCUUUUGUUUUGUAGUUCUAUUAUUUAGCAGAUGUUUGCCUGACAAAGCCAACUCUGCGGUGUUUGAGGAUAAGUGCAAUGAAAGGCAUACUGUUAUGUCCUUUUGCAGGUUGUUUACCAGCAUGAUUGCAUAAAAUGCUUAAAACAAUU
This is a messenger RNA of Pomacea canaliculata, 5011 nucleotides long. Its product is annotated as receptor-type tyrosine-protein phosphatase alpha-like. Gene Ontology annotation, biological process: protein dephosphorylation. Gene Ontology annotation, molecular function: protein tyrosine phosphatase activity. The coding region runs from base 380 to 3625 and encodes 1081 amino acids. The record is from RefSeq and is a predicted model, not a curated record. NCBI's taxonomy places the organism in Eukaryota, Metazoa, Mollusca, Gastropoda, Architaenioglossa, Ampullariidae. The transcript is spliced from 25 exons.